CCGCAGGGCGGGGGUGGGGGCGGCGCGGGCGGGGAGCGACGGGCUGGCAGGGCAUGGCGUCCAUGGCGGCGGCGAUCGCGGCCUCGCGCUCGGCGGUCAUGAGCGGGAACCGGCCUCUGGACGACAGGGAGCGGAAGCGCUUCACCUACUUCUCGUCUCUGAGCCCCAUGGCCAGGAAGAUCAUGCAGGACAAGGAGAAGAUCCGGGAGAAGUACGGGCCCGAGUGGGCGCGGCUGCCGCCCGCGCAGCAGGACGAGAUCAUCGACCGGUGCCUGGUGGGGCCGAGCGCCCCAGCGCCUCGCGACCCCGGGGACCCCGAGGAGCUCGCGCGCUUCCCCGGGCUGCGCGGGCCCACGGGCCAGAAGGUGGUGCGCUUCGGGGACGAGGACAUAACUUGGCAAGAUGAGCACUCUGCCCCCUUCUCCUGGGAAACGAGGAGUCAGAUGGAGUUCAGCAUCUCUUCCUUAUCCAUCCAAGAGCCUGGCUGCAGCACUGCCAGCGAGCCCAGGCCACCAUCCAAAGCUCCCCAGGGGUCCCAGGCCCUCCGACCCUCCCAGGGCAGCAAGUCCUCCAGCCUGGAUGCCCUGGGUCCAGCCCGGAAGGAAGAGGAAGCGUCCUUCUGGAAGAUCAACGCGGAGCGGUCUCGUGGGGAGGGCCCGGAGGCUGACUUCCAGUCGCUGACCCCCAGCCAGAUCAAGUCCAUCGAGAAGGGGGAGAAGGUCCUGCCUGCUUGUUACCGACAGGAGCCUGCCCCGAAGGCCAGGGAGGCCAAGGAGGAAAAGUCCAGCAGCCUCCGCCAGGAGCAGUGGGUCCUUCCCAGCCUCAGCAUGGAGCGCGAGAGACCCCAGCCCACCCAGGCCUGCACCAGCCCUCCCAGCGAGGCCGAGCCCGGGGGAAAGCUGCCUUCCGCCUCUGCCGGCCCGGAGGCCUUGGAGGACGCAGAGGACACACUGUUCUCAGAACCUGUGCCUGUUCAGGUCAGCUCAAGUAAUGUCAUCUUGAAGACGGGAUUUGAUUUUCUGGACAACUGGUAAAAUGUGUUUGACAAAACAAACAAAGCAAGAACCUCCAGAUGUUUUCCAAAGUGGGGUGGCAAAGGAGGAGAAAGAGGGCAACGUUCCCCUGUGGCUUUUCCUGGUUUCUGUGCACUCUUUUCUUACUCAUUGGGAAACUGGUAAAUAUUGCCUCGUCCGGGUUUCCAGAUUUUUUCCCUUUUUGGUAAGACCAGAUAUCUGUGCUCUUUUCAAUGAUUUGAUAACAGAAGUUUUACACUUGGAAUUUUUAAAAAAACCUCUUAGGAAUUCAGUACACCUGGUAAAUAAAACUUCCAUUCCUGCCCCACUCAAUAUGCCCCUCUGCAGAGAAUGAGCUUUCUCAACUGUGUCACCAAAAGUAUAAAGUGUUUUCCAUCUCCUUUCCUUUAUCCUCUCCCCUUAAAAAAAAUGUGUGGGGCUUCCUUUGAUGGGUGACUCUUGGUGACCUCCUUAGCAAUAAUGGCAUCAGCGCACUGGCUGUGGCCACUGGGAGGUCUGUCCCAUGAAUCCUCACCGAACGCUCCCGGCUGUCCAGGCUCUCCUUGCUGAAGCCACACUUCUUGUAUCACGUUGGCCACCCUUCACCCUCUCAUCGUUUCCAGGAAACAGACUGUGGGCACAUGGCAGAGGUGUCUUUAAGCUGCCAUGAUACUUACUCAACCUAUAGGUCAUUGUUAAAGAAGAGUUGCAUGUUUAAGUUUUGUAUUAAUUUUACGUUAUUUUGUAUCUAGGUUUAGCAGUUGUAGGGCUACGGCUUUCCUUGGGUUUUGUACCAGUGUCCCAUUGGAAGUUCUUUGCUACGUCUGGGGCCUGUGGGGGUGUUUCCUGUCCUAGGCAUCUGCAGGAGUCAGGCCAGAUGGCAGACGUUGCUGGCGAGCCGGGCUGCUCUGAUUAGUAGUGUUAGAACCUGCCAGCGUGAGGCUGGCAGGGGCCUGGGAUAUCCUUCAUCCAAGAACUGGUCAGACUGCGUCACAAUGGACACUCCCCCAGCCCUGACCACCAGCAGAAGUGGAGGAGCCCGAGUUUCUCUACGGCCUGAGCAGCGCUCCCUGGAGACCGUCGUGGUCAUGGCAACAGCAUCUCCUGAAGCCAGACUCUGUGCUGCCCACUGUGGUCCCUGCUGCUGGGAAAGGGGGUGGGACAGCUCCAAGGCUGCCCAGGGGGGGCAAGGUGGCCCCCAACCCAGACAGGGUGGGGUAGGGCAGUAGGGGAGCCCCUGCCCAGUGGCCCCCAAGUGGCGUGAGCCUGCAGGGCCUGCCAAGCAUGGUCUCUGCAUUGCCUCUCACUGUGUUCUCACCUGACGCCUUAAUCCCUGCGAGGCCUGCCAGUGAGCUCCUGAUUUCAGUAUCAAAGUGUGUCUUUUUAAAAAGCCUUUCGGUUUCAUAGGACCUUCUGAAAUGAUUUCCAGAAUAUUUUAUCUGGCUCCAAGGUAGAGCAGACAACAACUUGUUCUUUUCCAGCAAAGUUUCUGCCAAAGCUGUGGCCGGCCAACUUUUGGGUUGGUUUCUGCCCAUUGCAUUAUAUCCCUAAACCUCAUUUGGGCCCCGGGGGUCUUGGAUUUGACCUUCCUCCUUUGUUAGCUGACUCCGUUGUGGCAAAUACAUGUUCUUUAAGUACCGUUUAAGUAUAGUUGAAAUAGUCAAGGGAGGGAGUUCCCUAAUGGUUCAGUGGGUUAAGGGUCCAGUGUUGUCACCACUGUGGCUUAGGUGGCUGCUGUGGUGUGGGUCUGAUCCCUGGCCUGGGAAUUCCUGCAUGCCUCAGGCGUG
This is a messenger RNA of Phacochoerus africanus (Common warthog), 2800 nucleotides long. RefSeq names its product chromosome 15 C1orf198 homolog (gene C15H1orf198). The record is from RefSeq and is a predicted model, not a curated record. The transcript has 4 exons. Lineage: Eukaryota; Metazoa; Chordata; Mammalia; Artiodactyla; Suidae. Bases 54 to 1034 code for a protein of 326 amino acids.